Molecule: messenger RNA, 1464 nt
Organism: Uncinocarpus reesii 1704
Lineage: Eukaryota; Fungi; Ascomycota; Eurotiomycetes; Onygenales; Onygenaceae
Exons: 3
Coding region: 1-1464 (487 amino acids)
Source: RefSeq, a predicted model, not a curated record
AUGGCUGCUUCCGACAUUGAAAUGGCCGGUACGAAACGGCCUAGCGACGAGAUUGAGAAUGUCUAUCGCAAGAAGUUUAAAACUUCCGAGCUACCAAUUUCUUCUGCUCAACGCGCUGCCAUCGAUAGUCUACUCUACUCAUUCAAGAAAAAAGGUGGCUUUGAUGCUAUACGGAAGAAAAUAUGGGCUGAAUUCAACGGAAGUGAGGCGAAGAAGUCGUUUACCUCAGCUCUGAUUGAAAUGGCGGAAUCCGAAAUCGAGCGUGAUCCUUCACUGUUAUCUCGCGAAAGAGGAAAAGCGGCCACGCUCAUUGAGGGUGCUGUGGACAGGAGCGAUCUUUACAAAAGUGUGGAAAGUGCAGUCGACGCCUUGUCUGCCAAUUUCCUGGGGGAAAUACUGGAUGUCCUCCGGAGCAUUCGCCGACAGGAAGUAGGAGAGGAGACCGCCCGUGCAGAGGAACAAAAGGGUAGCACUACGGACGAGGAAUAUGCCCGUUUAGUACAAGCCAAGAGAGAGGAGAGGGAGGAGGCCAGAUUAAAGGAACUGGAGACUAAAAGAAAGUUAAAGGAGGAACGUGCCAAAGCCGAUGCUGAGGAACGUCGUAAACAGAGAGAGAUAAGGAGACAGCAAAAGGAGGCCGAACGAAAAGAGCGCGAAGAACGGGAGGAAAAACGGCGCGCUGAACGGGAAGCACGCCGUGAGGAAGAAAGAAAAUUGGACGAACAAAGAGACAAGGAGCGGGAAGAGUGUAGAAGACGGAGAGACGAGGAAGAACGCGAGUACCGAGAACGGAGGCGGGAGGAGCGUGAAAAGGAGCGUGAUAGAGAGAGAGCACGGGAUCGCGAUGACGAUAGGCGCCGUGAUAGUGAUCGAGACACAAACCGAAACCGUGAUGGAAGAUCGGAACGCACUCCAGGAAAGGAAACGUCGAGGACUCCGAAAGCGCCUACCCCAUCUCCCGCCCCUGUGGACGAGAAGGCCCUGGAAGACCAAGCUUUAGAACUUCUCCUGAAAGAAGGCAAGGAACUUGCGGCAAAAUCGAAACAACGGCCCGAAUUUGAUUUUGAAAAGGCAGAAGCAUUGGAAGAAGAGCAACAGGCUCAGGCACAUCCGCCAUCAGUGAAAGCCAGCAUGCCCUCUCGUCCAAAAAAUGAGCGUGAUAAAGCGAACAGGGAAGUCGCCGAGAAUCGUUAUGACAAAUAUCGGGCUCGGCCACGAGACCGCUCUCAAAGCGGGUCGGUAACCAGACGAUCGUCGCAUUACGAUGAUGAACGGUAUCGUGGAAAGGAUACUGAUAAGAGGGAUCGUGAAUAUAGAACACCGCGUGAUAGACAUGAUAGAGACGAUCGGUCAACCACGCGUCGCAGGACUCGCUCGCCAGUCCAGGAACGAUCUCGAGACCAGACAGAGACUGGGAUAGGGACAGAGAAGACAGACGAGAACGAGACAGGGAGAGGGGACUAG